AAUGUGGAUAUCUACAUAAAAUUAUAUUAUAAACACACUAUCCUAAAAAUACAGCACCAUAUUUUAACACUAAAGCAGUCACUGACUCACAACAACUUGCAAUCAUAAGUGACAGAGCUAAUUUCGGGUAAAAUCAAUGAAAAUGGGGUAUGCCGAUAGCAUAACGAUGAGAUGUGAUAGAGCAAAUCUGAGAUCAGAUUUGGAAUCAGCACCCUGAAAUUAGUUUAAAACAGCUGCAAAAGUCCAGGCCAGAAAAAAAAUGUUUUUUUUUGUUGACCAGUGUAAUUGUAGAUGUACUGGUGGACAGUUUUUUUUUAUAUUUGUAAGACAAGACAUUUGUCCGAACAAGCCACACAACAGAUUUAAAAGAAAGUGUAAAAUGGGAGUAACAGUUUUGUCUGUCAUUCAGAUAAAGAUGUUGAAGAGUUUUGCAGUUCCACUCAUGACACUGUGUGCCGGUGUAAAAGUGACAACAGCCGAUCUGAUCCUGCACAGCGCUGUUGGAUAAAGCUGAGUCAAGAAACGAUGGCAAUUAUUCUUAUUGGCGUCGGCGCUACCAUUGCUGUUAUUGCCAUGGCAGGUCUUGCGAUUUUUACCAUAAAGAAAAAUAAGAAAAGAAAAUACAGUACGGUCCAGCAAACAGAAGAUAUACAUCUCACAAAUGUUCUUGAGGGUCCACGCCAGCUCAUCAAGCACAGGAUGUGCUCCAGUGAGGCAGAAGUAUGGCCUCAGAUGGAUACGAUGUUGCCGGAAGUGUACAACUUAAUCUGCGCAAACACCUUUUUCGUAUUGCAUGAGCUGUUACGAAUCCAGAUGAUUUCGCUGCCAGUGUUUUGGGAGGCCUAUGAGAAGAUCGACAACCCAUCGUGCUCUGUCUUCAUCAUCGCCCACUUCAUUAAUGAUGGCGAAGAGAAGUGUCAGGGGCUCCUGAACAUGAUCCACGCUGGGCAGGACAUGCAAACACAGCUGCUGAACACGCUCAACUAUGCCGACAAGUGCUCUCCGACGCUGAAUCCUGACUCAGCACAUCCAGAUAUUAUUGUUUCAGGCGAUCUCAAGACAGCGACAUGGACCAGAAACCCACAACCUUAUUGCGACCAUCCAGACCGAUUUGAUUACUGGAUACAAGUAAUGUCUCGUGAGAACUUUUCUUCUGGAUGCCACUGCUGGGUGGUGAAUGUGGCGGAGGUGGAGAGCCAUCGAGUUGGUGUCGUGUAUGGAUCAAUGCAACGAAGGGGGAGAGCCAAUGCGUGUUUGGUGGGAUUCAACAGCUUGUCCUGGUGCAUACGGAAAUUGAAUAAUAAUUUAGCUGUCUGGCACGACAAGCAAAAAACAGAGUUGGACGUGAAUAAACACCCUUGCAGAAUUGGCAUUUGCCUUAACUAUGAUGCGGGGAUCCUGUCAUUUUACAAUGCUGACAACAAGAUGCUUUUGCACACAUAUUAUGCUCGAUUCACCGAACCUCUCCAUGCAGUCUUGCACAUGUGGAAUGGCUCUCUCACCUUAGAACCUGCUGAUGACAAUUAGCAGGUUCUCUAAAGACAAUUAAUUUGUUUUAAAUUAUCCACAACUAAAACUCAACACAUCUGUCCAUAACAUAUUCAGAGAUCUCUCUACUAUGAAGUGCAAUUGCCAAAAACGUCACCUUUUAUAUAUGUUCCCUUUCAUCGAUGAAUGUACUCAAACAUUUGAACUCGAUGGAACCAUUCUCUUGGAAUCAAUUAUCUUAUCAGAAUGUCACCACAUUCCAGUCACAUUUCAGAUGCACGAGGAGUACCCCAAAAUAAAUGUUUUUACUGGUAGGAACCACCUGGUUCCACCAGCCCACAGGGGAUUAUUGUAUCCGUCCGUCCGUCGUGCAUCCAAAAA
This is a messenger RNA of Lethenteron reissneri (Far Eastern brook lamprey), 1869 nucleotides long. RefSeq names its product butyrophilin subfamily 2 member A2-like. Gene Ontology annotation, molecular function: protein binding. Lineage: Eukaryota; Metazoa; Chordata; Hyperoartia; Petromyzontiformes; Petromyzontidae. The record is from RefSeq and is a predicted model, not a curated record.